AUGAUUGAACUUAUUAUCUGCCACUCAUCUCUGAAUGGAGUUGCACUUGUGUGUUCCAGUAUGGACAUACCCGAUGUUGAUGUGCAAGUCUCAGUGCUGAAAUCAAGAACAGGGCUUGCAGAUCCCAAUGUUCAUUGUGGUACAACUGGAUCAUUGUUGGCGGCACUUGCUGCUUUUCAUUUUCAUCACCACCCCUGUGAAGUUGCUGUUGGCCCUUGA
This is a messenger RNA of Dovyalis caffra, 219 nucleotides long. The record is from the annotation of a GenBank genome assembly. Lineage: Eukaryota; Viridiplantae; Streptophyta; Magnoliopsida; Malpighiales; Salicaceae.